ACAUCGUGGUCAUCCCAUUGAUUUAUCUUUUUUUUUGUCAUUUUGCGUUCCCAAUUUUAAAUUCUUAAAUUUUUGGCCAUAAUAUUAUAGGAGACUUAACAUCGACAUAGAAUCCAUGUUUCAUGAACAUCGAUAUUUAUCGAUCUUCCCUACAAUAUUAGUAAAUUUCUAUUUCUCUAAUACUUAUAUGGUUUUCAUUCCUUUAUAGUGUUUUGGAAUGCGCAAUGGGCAAUACAAGUCAAAAACAACAUUAUGAAACUGCUUCGAAGACGGGUGUUCUUCAAUUAUCUGAUUAUAGAUUAAAGGAAAUACCAGCCGAAGUGAUAAAUUUAUCUGAUGUACUAAGAAACCUUGAUCUGUCAAAGAAUAAAAUAGCAUUUCUGUCUGAGGAUAUUGUUAAAUUCAAGCAACUCAAACAAUUAAAUUUGGACACUAACAAAUUGGAAGUACUGCCAAAUUUACUGGGUAAUUUAAAGAAACUUGAAUUAUUUAAUAUUUCUAAUAAUUCAGUGUUGUUACUGCCCCAGUCAUUUGCUAAUUUAGUCAAUCUAAAACAAGUUUAUUUGAAUAACAAUAAUUUUAAGGAGUUCCCUACACAAUUAUUAGGCUUAAUCAACUUAGAGGUGGUUGAAUUAUCAAAUAAUAAAAUUACUAAAAUCCCUGAUGGAAUGUCACAAUUUUAUGCAAUGGAAUUAAAUUUAAGCCAAAAUGAAAUAUCAGUAAUUAGCGAGGAUAUGCAUCGAGCACCAAGACUGAAAAUAUUAAGAUUAGAAGAGAAUUGUUUGAGUUUAGAUGCAAUUCAGCCAAGUUUAUUAAGAGAUUCAAAAAUACAUACAAUAAAUUUGGAUGGAAAUUUAUUUGAGGCGAAACAGUUAGCAUCUGUUGAGGGAUACAAUGAAUACACAGAGAGAUACACUGCAAUGAAGAAGAAGAUGUUUUGAUGGAACACAA
This is a messenger RNA of Achroia grisella, 951 nucleotides long. RefSeq names its product leucine-rich repeat-containing protein 57-like. Bases 225 to 941 code for a protein of 238 amino acids. Gene Ontology annotation, molecular function: protein binding. Lineage: Eukaryota; Metazoa; Arthropoda; Insecta; Lepidoptera; Pyralidae. The transcript is spliced from 2 exons. The record is from RefSeq and is a predicted model, not a curated record.